Messenger RNA from Microthlaspi erraticum, 1974 nucleotides. The record is from the annotation of a GenBank genome assembly. NCBI's taxonomy places the organism in Eukaryota, Viridiplantae, Streptophyta, Magnoliopsida, Brassicales, Brassicaceae.
AUGCUCUCUUCUCCGGCUACAUUGUUCUUAGUCUUCGCUUCUACAGUAAUCUUCUGUUUGGUUUCUCCGGCGAGAUCCGGCGACGUCGAAGCUCUACUGAGCUUGAAAUCCUCAAUCGAUCCAUCAGACUCGAUUCCAUGGCGAGGAACGGAUCUCUGCAAUUGGGAAGGCGUCAGAGAAUGUAUGAACGGACGAGUCUCGAAGCUUGUUCUCGAGUAUUUGAAUCUCACUGGCUCACUCGAGGAGAAGAGCUUGAACAAGCUGGACCAACUGAGAGUUCUUAGCUUCAAAUCCAACUCUCUCUCCGGCACAAUCCCUAGUCUCUCCGGCUUGGUCAACCUCAAAUCGGUUUACCUCAACGACAACAGCUUCUCCGGCGAGUUCCCGGAGUCUCUCACGUCACUUCACCGGUUGAAAACCAUCGUCCUCUCCGGAAACCGAUUUUCCGGCAGGAUUCCGACCUCGCUGCUCCGUCUCUCUCGCCUUUACACGCUCAAUGUUCAGGACAAUCUCUUCACCGGCUCCAUUCCUCCACUUAACCAGACGAGUCUCAGAUACUUCAAUGUCUCCAACAAUCAGCUCUCCGGCCAAAUCCCAUCAACACGAGCUCUGAAGCAGUUCGACGAGUCUUCGUUUACCGGAAACGUCGCUCUUUGCGGCGAUCAGCUCCAGAGCCCAUGCGGACUCUCACCUGCGCCGUCGGCGAAACCAAAACCGAUACCUAAAUCGAAGAAGAACAAAGCGAAGCUAAUCGGAAUCAUCGCCGGUAGCGUCGCCGGCGGACUCCUAAUCCUUAUCCUUCUGCUAACGCUUCUCAUCUUCUGCUGGAGACGGAAGCGACGGAGCAAAACUCCAAGGGAAGAUAGAAAAGGCAAAGGCAUAGCGGAAGGAGAAGGAGCACCAUCUGCUGAGACAGAGAGAGAUAUUGAGAGGAAAGACAGAGGAUUCUCAUGGGAGAGAGGCGAAGAAGGAGCAGUGGGAACUCUGGUUUUCCUCGGAGCCAGCGAUUCAGGCGAGACGGUUGCGAGAUACACCAUGGAAGAUCUGCUAAAAGCUUCGGCAGAGACGCUGGGGAGAGGAACGUUGGGGAGCACGUACAAGGCCGUGAUGGAGUCUGGAUUCAUCGUCACCGUGAAGAGGCUCAAGAACGCCAGGUAUCCUCGCAUGGAGGAGUUCAAGAGACACGUUGAGAUCCUUGGACAGCUCAGACACCCGAACCUUGUGCCUCUACGAGCUUAUUUCCAGGCCAAAGAAGAACGCUUGCUCGUCUAUGAUUACUUCCCCAAUGGCAGUCUCUUCACUCUUAUCCACGGAACUAGAGCUUCUGGAAGUGGGAAGCCUCUUCAUUGGACCUCAUGCUUGAAAAUAGCAGAGGACUUGGCCUCAGCUCUGCUCUACAUUCAUCAGAACCCUGGCUUAACUCAUGGGAACUUGAAAUCGUCCAAUGUCUUGUUAGGUCCUGAUUUCGAGUCCUGCCUCACGGAUUACGGCCUAAGCACUCUCCAUGAUCCUGACUCAGCUGAAGAGACAAGCGCAGUCUCUCUCUUCUACAAAGCUCCAGAGUGUAGAGACCCACGUAAAGCCUCUACGCAGCCUGCUGAUGUGUACAGCUUCGGGGUCCUUCUUCUCGAGCUUCUAACGGGUAGGACACCGUUCCAGGACCUUGUUCAAGAAUACGGGUCGGAUAUCUCUAGAUGGGUGCGUGCGGUGAGAGAGGAAGAGACUGAAUCAGGGGAGGAACCGACUUCUUCAGGGAACGAGGCAUCAGAGGAGAAACUUCAGGCGCUUUUAAGUAUCGCAAAUGUUUGCGUGACCAUUCAACCCGAGAACCGGCCUGUGAUGAGAGAGGUGUUGAAGAUGGUGAGGGAUGCAAGAGCUGAAGCACCUUUCUCGUCUAACAGUAGCGAACACUCGCCGGGGAGAUGGUCGGACACUGUUCAGAGCUUGCCAAGGGAAGAUCAAGUGAGCAUAUAG